Ruditapes philippinarum (Manila clam) is the source of this 3854-nucleotide messenger RNA. RefSeq lists its product as uncharacterized. NCBI's taxonomy places the organism in Eukaryota, Metazoa, Mollusca, Bivalvia, Venerida, Veneridae. The transcript is spliced from 2 exons. The record is from RefSeq and is a predicted model, not a curated record. Gene Ontology annotation, molecular function: protein binding. The annotation marks the transcript as partial.
AUGUGCGAUGCCAGUGAACUAAAAGUUCAUAAAUUUGACAAGAUGAUGUCGUGGAACUGGCCAACUUCAUAUGAAAGUAUUGCACCAUAUUUCUUGCCACAAUCAAGGUCAUGUCAAAAUUUUCAAGACAUUUCAACGUCGUGUCAUAUCUGGAGCAAUUGCAAAAACAUGUUCAAUAUUGGUGAUCAUGUCUUAAAAAAUGUAAGAGAAUGUAGAAAUACCUAUUACGCACAUAAUCCAACAUUAACGGUUACAGAUUUGGAUAAAUCGAAAGUGUUUAAUGCACUCGAAGACCUUUUUAAAGAUGUUAUGGGGCACAUCGAUGCUCAAAAUUGUUUGUCUGAGCUUGAUAGAAUCGAGAAAGGUGAUUUGUUGUCAAACUCACUUAAAAGCAUAUUUGAAGCUUUGAGUAGACAUUCCGACGACAUUGUACUCUUACAGAACAUAGGUGACAGAGUAGUGGAAUCUCAAAACAAUGUCAUAACAAGUGUCCGGGGUAUAGAAGAAAGACAAAAUGAAAUGGAAAGACAUUUGCAAGAGUAUCACGGACGUGUGAUACGUAUGAUAAUGGCGAAAGAAGAAAAUAUUGGAAAUAAAAAGCGAAGCGGCAUCAUGUUAUCCUUUUUUUACAUAGCAAUAUUCGUAGCAAUAUUUGGAAUUGUUUUGCAAUUUCGUUUUAACUAUUAUGGAUUAAAGGACAAAAUGAAGGUUAACUACAGUUCAAGCUACAAAGAUUGUUUAUCAGAAGAAUACACGUAUCCAUUCAAGCAAGACUUGCCUCUACUUGGAUAUAUAUAUGAUAGCGAACCAAUUAUUGGUAGAGAAUGGUUAUAUGAGAUAAUGGAAUGGAAACUUAUAUCUUCAAACUCUACUUUCAAGGGAGUGGCAAUGAUAGCCGAUAUGGGUUAUGGAAAAUCAUCGUUUGUCUCACACAUACUUUGUGCAAAAGAAAGGGAGAAGAGUUAUGAGAUUAAAUCACAUGUUGUUGGAUUUCAUAUUUGUAAGUUUGAUGUAAAAAGUACACAAAGUCCUGCUAGAUUUAUUCGACGGUUAAUUGGUUUUUUAGCAACAAGAUAUGAGGAAUACGAAAAAAAAAUUUCCAUAAUGUCUGAUGAUAACAUAAUAAAGAGUCAGGAGUUUUGUGAGAAUGACCCUAUUGCCUGUUUUGACCAAAGUAUUAUUUUCCCAUUUAGGCAGCUGUCUUUUGAUAGUAACUUUCCCUGGAUAUUAAUUAUAGAGGCACUUGACGAAUGUUUUGAAAAAUCCUCUGGCAAAAACCUAAUUUUGGAGUUAUUAUUGGCACGUGUAAGGGAACUUCCAAAAUGGUUCAAAGUUUUUGUUACGUCUAGAAACAUUACCGAAUUAUACUUAUUAAAGAAUUUUGAACACGUUCAUUUAAAACCAAAUGACCCGAGGAACAUUAGAGAUACCAAAGAGUAUAUACAAGUCAAGUACUCGUCACAUGGCUUGGAAAACAAUGGCAGUGAAAUAGAAAAAAUCAUUAAACUUGGUAAUGGAAGUUUCUUAUUUCUAAUUCAUGCAAUUAGAUUCCGUUUAGAAAAUGGUAACAUUACGUCCUUACCUGGCUCAUUGGAAGAAAUUUAUGAAUUGAACUUUGAUCGGCAAUAUGACGAUACUGAUUCGUUUUUACCAUCAAAGGCAGUAUUUGAAAUUAUUUUGGCAUCCUUCAACCUUUUAAGUGAAGAAGAAAUUUUUCAUAUUUUGGUAUCAAAUAACAUUACUGACUUAGUACAAUUCCGUACCCAGAUGAAAAAGUUGUCAUUCUUUCUCCGGAAUGAUGAUUUUGUGACAAUAUUUCACGAAUCAUUAUACCAAUGGUUGAUAAAUUCUGGAAAUAAAAAGUACUCAAUUUCUUUAAAAGCCGGACAUGCCUAUAUUUCGUGCUUUUUAAUCAAUGAAAUAUCUAACAAUCGAAAAGUCGAAGUUGACAUAGCAGAUUUAUCAAUACACGUGAGUGAAGCUUUAAAUGAUACGUUAAAUCAAAAGUUUCUUGCAUUGGAUAUGGACAACCUUAAUCAAACCCAUGUAAACGAAGCUUUACAUAAUGUAAUAAGGAAGACAGCAGGUAUAAAUGCACUUGUAUUAUUGAUAAAUCACAAUCUUGACGUAAACACACUACAAGAGGGACAAUCCCCAUCCUUUAUAGCAGCUUUAAAAGGAAAUAUUGAUCAGCUUUUGCUUCUUCUACACAAUGGAGCCAACGUUAGCUUUGUUAUGGAAUGUGAUGUAUAUAACCUAUAUAAAUGUUAUGAUAUGUUAUACCUAAUAAGUAAAGCAGAGUACCGCUUUUCUCGUUUCUAUAGAUACAGCAAUUUGAGAUAUGAUACAUUAAACGGAGCCAACGUUAGCUUUUUUACGGAUAAAAGUAAUGCUGUAGAUUCCUUUGAUAUAGUAAACAAAAUAAUGGAUAUAAAUCAAUGUCGUUACUGUCGUUACUGUGGAUACGGCCUUAUACAUAUAGCUGCUCAAAAUGGACAUGAGAAUAUAGUCAGUAAACUUUUAGAAUACAACAAAGAUAUGAUCUAUUGGGAAACAUCCCUUGGACGGCGUCCAAGUGAUAUUGCGUGUGAAAUGGGGAACUUAAAUGUUUUACAGACAUUUUCCAAUUUGGACAAUGAUAUGCUGUCCGACUGUAUUUACUAUGCUGCUCGAUCCGGAAAUGAAAAUAUCAUUCUGUCUUUGAUUGAACGAAAACUAUACCUCAGUUGUAUAUCGGAUGAACAGUCUAGAGAUGCAUAUAAAGAGAUAGAAGUAAAACAUACUAAAUACGGUGAAAUAAAAAAUGAUUUUACUAUUAAACUGCCUGCUCCUAGUCAUAUUAAAUACCUUCUUGAUAAAUGGUGGAUAGUAGCAAAGGAAACACCAAUUCACGCAGUAAUUAGGUCAGGUUCAACGAAAGUAGCAAAACUUUUGAUAAAAAUAUUUCCAGGAUUACUUGAUUGCACAGAUUCAUUCGGAUACACGCCAACAUUGCUAAGUGUAGUGAAAAAUCAGUUUGAUUUGUUGCCUUUACUUACAGAUUAUAUUUUAACAGAUAGAUGCGACCCGAAUUUAUUUUACAUACAAUACUUUGAUGGUUACAUUUUCACGAAGGACGGCUUGUCAGAUAUUGAACAACAUUUUUGUGAAAAUGGUUCUACAUUUGCUCAUCUUUCUUUAAAAUAUAAGCGGGAAAAUUUUAUAAAGUAUGCUAUCAAAGAAAACAUUAAUGCUGAUUGGAAUUCAGCUGAUGAAGAAAGAACUUAUCCAAUUCACAUUGCUGCAAGAGAUGCAAAUAUUUAUUUCAUUGACUUUGCAUUAAAUGACUUAAGGCUUAAUAUUAGCAGUAUCAAAUGUAAAAAUGGUUCUACUGCAUAUCAUAUAGCUGCGAUUACACCAUCGGCUCAAAGUUUAUCUCGGUUGACAGAUAGAUUUGCAAUCGUAAUUGCAGAUAUAAAGGAUAUAAAUAAAAGAGGAUUCUUGCAUCAUACGUGUUUAUUCGAUCAAAAUUCGCUGCAGUUUAGUUUAAAUCCUGAUAACGUGAUGGACGUGUCGCAGAGGUAUAGUUCAAAUCAUGUUAACGUUAUGAACUUCCAAAAUAGUUCAUUUGAAUGUUUUAAAUAUUUUGUUGAAGUAUGUAAUAUCAAUAUUCAGUCGACUGAUGUGUUCGGAAGAAAUAUUUUACACUAUGCACUGGUAAAUGGCCAGUUUUCUAUCAUCGAAUAUAUAACAAUAAACUAUCCGUUAGAGUUUAGAAAACUUUUGAAUCAAAUAGAUGUUAGUGCAGAGACACCAAUUCAAUAUGCACUUGCUGAAGUCAAGGCGAUUAGGAAGGAGCUAGAUCUAAAUGGGAU